Periconia digitata is the source of this 2436-nucleotide messenger RNA. The record is from the annotation of a GenBank genome assembly. NCBI's taxonomy places the organism in Eukaryota, Fungi, Ascomycota, Dothideomycetes, Pleosporales, Periconiaceae.
CUAAGUAGGUAUGUAUAGCUCUUGUGUCCCAUCAACAAAGAAUGCAAUGUUUUCUUCCAUUCCACAACCCAUUCUUCUUCCAAACUGCAUUCACCGCCAGCUUCCAAGGGUCGCUUGUUGAACAUGAAUAAGCGAGCGUCGCCUGGGCUGGAACGCGAACCACUCCUCACUCUUCGCGACAACUCACUCUCUCGUAACUUGUUGUCAACCACGCGCCAAGUGCCAGACCCUGCGGCGGGACGGUGCGCUUCCAUCCCGUUAUAUAUACUACCUUUGCAUCCCGUACCUAUUUACAGAAAGUCUACCAAAGGAGCUUUGCUACACCCCUCUCAAACCAUGUCUCGAGCAGCAAGCCGCCUGGAUGGCCCUUCUCAAACGCCUCGACGCUCCACGCGUAUUUCACAGUCUGUUGCAUCCCGGUCUGUUGUAAGCGUCUCCGAAGCUGGCACAUCAGCAACACCCGGCGGCAAGGCCAAGAGCACUUUACCCAGGCUUAAGUCUCGUCAAUCCACCGCAUAUGGAGCCAGCGGACGCGUCGGCGACGCCGAGGAGCUUCAAAUUCCAGUCACGGGCUUCUCGCAGGCUUUCCAAGUGCAGCGAGACGCUGCCAUGGCUCGAAAGGAACCACUGAUGAGCGGCGCACUGGCCUCUGAUCAAGAUGAGCACUCGCCAACGCCUGCAUCCAGCGAUGCUGGCACCCCGUCACAACAAGAUUACGAGAGCGAGGACCCGCCCACUGAUGACGACGACAACAAUGACGACCAGCAGCGAGAAGAUCCAUCGAUCGAAGAUUCGUCCAUCGCAAACACCACCAAAUCGUUCGGUAUGUUGCGCGAGUCUGGAAUGAUGAGCACAUCCAAUUCUGUUCGUUACCGGUCUGGUGCCCUCCGAGCAGCACCCCAGACUCCCGUGCUGCCCCCACGUCGUCCCGAACCGCGACCCGCCUUUGUGCAGCCUCGAUCAGUAUCGAAGGCGCCAAUCCGACCUCAGAAUGGCUCUCCAUUCAUCCAACCACAGCCAAAUGUGCGCCCACAAACUCAUGCUGCCAAUCCCGCCGCUUCUAUUCCAGUUGAAGCCGAGCAGGUUCCAAAGGCAGGCGAUUCUGGAAUCUGGGCGUGGUUAUCCAAGUUUCUCUAUUCCCCCAAGUUUCUCUUUACUUUACUCUUCGCUGUGCUUAUUGUAUACAUCACGGGCACUCCUAACUACAAGUGGGAUGUAUCCAAGCUGCGCCGCGCUGUCAAUGAGAUGACUUGGGUUCCACCUCUCCAUAAACACGAUCGCACAUACGACGACAUGUUUACCUGGCUGAAAACGAGGGACAACGAUUGGUCGGAGCGGGUUCGUGAUAUGCGCAUAAAGGUGGACGGUGUCAGCGAGACAUUGGCUCGACUAGAACCACAACUUCCCGAUAUCCUUGUGGUCACCAUGCAGCCCGAUGGCUCUGUUCAGAUUGGAGAUGAAUUCUGGCGGGCCUUGGAGGGCAGGAUGCGGCGAGAAGGUUUUCAGAGUACCUCGGAUGUCGACUGGGAGACAUUCUUACGCAACAACGCCGAAAAGUUGGAGGCCGUCUUCAGAAAAUCAUACGACGCGUCGAAACCGCACCCGCACGCUCUGAGUCGCCAACAGGUCACUGAUCUUCUUGAUGAGAAUUGGCGGAAGAUGUCAGCUCAUGUGGACAAAAGGAUGGAAGAGGUUACCAAGACUAUAAACAAGCAAGCCAAGAUGGCUGUAGUCAAAGAGGCCAAACAGAGCUAUGCCGAUCAAAUCCGCUUACAGUCACUGGCAAUGACCAAUCUGGUCGCAAACCUCGAACUUUCACUCAAGAAAGCUAAUUACUUUGCUCGGGGUCUCGGGGCUACGAUCAACCCAGAUCUAACGUCGCCUACGAAGACCAAAGGCAAUGCUUGGUUGGCCAAUACUUAUGGACGACUCAUGGUCUUGCCUGAACGCCAACCUCCGUCUUCCGCGCUCGAAAAAUGGGAUGAAGCAGGCGACAGCUGGUGCGCACCUCCUGAUGCUCAGAGAGACGGAAAAGUUCAGCUGGGCGUAAACCUACUGUCGCCCAUAUUUCCCGAUCAAAUCACAAUCGAGCACAUCCCUAUGACCGCGGUGCCGGCCAAGAACAUCGCCAGUGCACCCAAAAAUGUAGAGCUCUGGGUCAAAUCCGACGAGCCUGCCCGUCCACGUUACGGUUCUUCCGAUAUAUGUCGGGGCAAUGGUCUUCCGGGCUGGGUCUGUCUUGGCUCUGUUCAGUACGACAUCUUCGGUGCCAACCACAUUCAAACGUUCGAUCUCCAGGCCGAAUCUCCUGUCUCGAUCGAUCGCGCUAUCGUGCGCAUCGUUGACAACUGGGGUGCAGAUCAUACUUGCCUAUAUCGCGUCCGACUUCACGGCGCAUUCGACGGCCCCGACCACAACUACGACGCUAUCGAGUAA